This is a messenger RNA of Mugil cephalus (flathead mullet), 6091 nucleotides long. RefSeq names its product nfe2 like bZIP transcription factor 1a (gene nfe2l1a). The transcript is spliced from 7 exons. Lineage: Eukaryota; Metazoa; Chordata; Actinopteri; Mugiliformes; Mugilidae. The coding region runs from base 2225 to 4672 and encodes 815 amino acids. Gene Ontology annotation, cellular component: nucleus. Gene Ontology annotation, biological process: regulation of transcription by RNA polymerase II. Gene Ontology annotation, molecular function: RNA polymerase II cis-regulatory region sequence-specific DNA binding; DNA-binding transcription factor activity, RNA polymerase II-specific. The record is from RefSeq and is a predicted model, not a curated record.
CCUAAUUAUAUGCGAUGUUUUUUUUGUUGUUUGUUUGUUUGUUUUUUUUGUAAUAUGUCCGGACUUAAUUCUACGAGUUAUGGAAUUAAAGUGAUCCCAUGUUUGUAAUCGCUCAUACUAUAAUAAUAUCCCGGUAACGUUCUUAUAAUUGAUCUGCGAGCUGCUACAGUCACAUUGUCUCCUCAGUACACAGCGACGUUUACCGAGUGUGUAACAGCGCACUUAGGAAAGUUCAAUAAAUCGCGGCUGCAACUUCACGACCAUCUGGGGAUGAAAACAUUGUCUAACCUGUUGCUCCGGAUGAAUUUCCUUUUAAUUACACGUUGAAAACGAGAAAAGUUAACAUUACCCCAGAAGUUCGCAGGAAAUUUAUUAGUACUAUAAAUAUAUUAGUAGACGUAGAGUAGAGGCGUUAUAGUGUAUUACAUCUCAUAAUAUGGUACUAUACCUCACUACAUUAAUUUAAGAGCUACACAUUUAGAUUUUACAUGGGAUAAACCCACAGAUUAAUUUAAUUGCAGGGUAACUGUUAAUAUGCACUUCACUUUAACCAGCUUGAGCCAUCUUUACGAACUGAACAAGAUACUAAAUUGACUAGCUUUGGGUGGUUGGGAGGGAAAUGAACAUUGUAUGGCCAAAUAAACCAUGGAUCAAGUGAACAAUCUGCAGAUGAAUCAUCAGUAGUCGCAGUUCUACACUAAACAGGUGCUUUUGCAGAAAUUGCACCCAGAAGCACGGGAGCAAAACUGUAUCAAAAGAGGUUUAUUGUAAAUGAAGAAGGAUGGCCGUGUGAAGAGAUGUGGCGAGUGAGCCGAGUUUGGUUGGCAGAGCAGUGAGAGGCCAGAGUGGCCAACGAGAGUCUGCUACGACACCGGCCGCCGUGGCGAACGCUGGAUGAAAUGCCAGGGUGGAUUAAACCGCUGUAGCUGACUUGAGUAAUGAGAUGCAGAGCCUGUGGUUGCUCAGGAACAGGGAGGAGGAGGCGCUGUGUCCCACACACAAACACAAAGAGUAACAAACAGCAAACAAGGGGAAAGGGAAACAAUGCAAGAGUCAUGGCAGAGACCAACAGGGUAUUUUUUUUUUCAAAUGCAGUCUUGUCUAUUGAGUAGUCUACUCUAUAUUUAGCAGCAGUGCUAAGAGUUUUAUAUAAGAUGAUAGAAUGCUAUUGUAUUGGCCACCAAGGUGGAUUAUUAACUAAUAAAUAUACCAUCAAACAAUCUGAUUAACACUUGCAGGAAUAGAAAAGAAAGAAAAAAAUGGCAGAAAUUCAAUUAAGAAAGCCAGUUGCCUACGGGAUAAAAAUCAUCUUCUCUUUGUCGCCAAACACAUCAUCCUUCCGAACCUAAUGUUACACCAGACUCUUUUGCCAUGUACCCUACUUUCCUCAAGACCACAAAUAAUAUAGUAAAGGUUUUUAUAUUCCCAUGUCUUGUUGUGGUUCUGGAAAGUGUUCCAACUAAACUCUUGCAGUCAGCUGUUUCCGCCCCAGCUUCUGUACGCAGGUAACCACAGCAUGAAAAGUAAACCCACUGACUGUUGGGAGGUAGGAGGCAAGGGGCAGGGUUCUUCCAGGCAAACACUGAGGUUACAUCAUGUGUCAGCAGUGAGAAAGACAGGGGGCGAGGCAUAAGCAGGUGGUUACCAAAGACUUCUCUAGAAGUAGGUCGAAUGUUCUGGGAGUGGUAGUAUAGACCGGCUCCUCUGUCUUUCUGCCUUAUCUACCCUGCUAACUGCCAAACCUCUCAACUGCCUCAGGUCAGGCUGCACUGACGAUGAGUGAAGAUAGCUGGGGUGCCUUUAUUAAUAACGCUAGCAAAGCGGCGUGAGUGCUUUUAAAGUGCAGGAUAAAAUAACUGUUGGCUAAUAGCAGUGAUAACAAUAGGAACGGUUACAUGGUUGACGCCAUGGUGUCAGACAGUGUGAAAUACUGAGCCUAACCCUUUUGACUUUUAUCAGCUAAACUAGCCAAGUCGGGUAAAAGAUACAUACUCAAGGUAUUUAUUGGUAUAUUACCAACGCCCCUAAAUCAGUUAUUCAAAGUGAGUCAUGCUAACCAGGAAGUGAUCAGCUAGAACUUUUUUCUACAAAGCAAGUGCUGCAUACUAAAGACCUGACCUAUCUCACAGAUCUUCUAGAGACUUAAGAUCUUGCCAAAGGACCCUACAACAGAAGAGUAUCAGCCACUGAAGUGAGCCUUUAGGGGCCAGUCUCUCCAACAACCAUGCUAUACCUGAAGAAAUACUUCACAGAGGGCCUCAUCCAGAUGGCCAUCCUGCUGAGCCUCUGUGGGGUCAGGGUUGACGUGGGACUGGAGCCCUACUUGUCUUCUUCCUUGCACGAGAUGAUCCUGGGUCCGACCUCGGCGCUGACCCAGACACAAUUCCACAACCUUCGCAACCGCCUGGACGAGGGCCACAGCCUGCACCCCAAGAGUGUGGAUCUGGACGAGUUCUUCACCGCACGGAGGCUGCUGGGUUGGGUCCACUCUCUGGACAGACUACAGGUUCCCCAUGCAGAGCUGGAGACAUGGCUGGUCCAGCAGGAGCCAGAUCCUCUCCCAGUGGGAUGUCCAGACCAGGCCUCGCUGCUGAACAGAGCUUCUGCCGGGGUAGAGAGAGACCAAACUCCCUCACCUGUGGAGCCCCGAACAGGGCUCCACAACUUGGAUGACAAAGAAGAGGAGGAAGAGGAGGAGGAUACAGAGGGAGGAACACAUGAUGUCCCCCAUCGCAGCAGCGCACACGGCAACAACGAAGAGCUUACAAAACAAGAAGAAGACCAGUUAAGUGAUGGUAGAAGCGACGACUUGGAGUCUCAGUCCUCAGGCAGGGAGCCCCAACUAUCCCCCGUCAUCUCGACUGAUCUGGAACUGCAUUGGCAGGAUGUGCUGUCUAUCAUGGAGCCUGAGAGCACAGAUGUGGACAUGAGGAUGCAAACCCUUGAUUUAACACCAUUUGGGACCUUUCAGGGUCUUAGGCCUGAAUCUUCACAAAACAACCGUGACAAUGCUUUCACAGAGACUGGCCAGGAGGUCCCUCUCAUGGAGACUCCCUUGCAGCAUGGUUUGCUUGGGCAUCAAAGCCCGUCAGAGUUGGAGCCAGGGCUACUUCCUCUGAUCCCCAGCGCGGAGUUGGAUGACCACACAUCGUCACAGAACACAGGGGACACUUUGAAUAACCCUAUCGUGGAUUCAUUGCACAGCCAUCCAGAUCACACAGAUCUGCUGGCAGAAGAUCCUUCAGAGGACUUCCACAUGCAGCUAAAUGCAGAAGAUGACCCAAGUACCUUCAACCUAAAUCUGCUAGUUAUGGAUAGAGUGGAACCAGAAAACGUUCCUGGCUUUGAAGUCAACUUUGAUUCGAGUGACCUUACAUCUCUUGAACAGAAUCGUAUUACCCAAGACCUACUGGUAUCUCCUCCUAGUAUCUUUCUUGAGGACGAGGAGGAUGUUGAGGAUGAAGAUGGUCUCCCUAGUACACUUAGUGAGCUGUUGGAGGAUGCUACCAUCUUGGAUGAGAUUAGAUUGUUGGACAUGGCUCUCGAGGAAGGAUUCAGUCCUGAGAUGGCAGCCAGGCUGGAGGAGGAGGGCUUCCUUGACCCAGGAAAAUCUCAACAAGAAACUGCGAGAGAUGACUCUAAAAUGGUGAUGACAGAGGAUCAGGGUCAAUCAGGAAGACAUCAGCAAGAUGGUGAGGAUGAAGCAGAUUCAGAUUCUGGUCUUUCUUUAGACUUCAGCCACAGCCCUGCUUCUCCGAGUGCUUCUGAGGCCUCCUCUUAUUCCUCUUCUUCAUCUUCCUCCUCAACCUCCUCUUCAAAUUGUGCCGUGGACAGUCCGCUCACUGAGGAAGAGGGUGACGAUGCCGAGGGAAGCUUAGUUGAUAUGGAAGUGGAAGUGACCAUAAAGCAGGAAGACCUGGAUGAGGAGGAGUUGGGUGCGGUAGGAGGAUGGUAUCCUGGAGAUGCUAAUAAAAUUUUCUCUUCCCACCAUGGAGAUCACAAACUGUUUCAUGACUUCCCCUGGCUGGAGCACAUCGACCAUGAUCAUACGUACAACCAACCCUCAUCUUCAUCCCCGGGCAAGAUACCAUCUCACACCAAAUCCACCCUGCGUCAUGACAACGCCAAGCCUUACCACCGCUCCUCUUCCAGACAUAUCACAGAGAGCAAAAUGUGGGGCCGAGACGAACGGCGUGCACGAGUCUUGAAGGUUCCUUUCUCCAAUGAAAUGAUCGUUAACCUGCCAGUAGAGGAGUUUAAUGAACUACUGACCACUUACCAACUCAACGAGGAGCAGCUCAACCUCAUCAGGGACAUCCGGCGCCGCGGAAAGAACAAAAUAGCUGCCCAGAAUUGCAGGAAGAGGAAAUUAGAUGUGCUGGUGGGAUUGGAGGAUGAUGUGUCAAGUUUGAGGCGCCGCCGCUCACGACUGCUCAGAGAAAAACAGGAGGCCCUGAGAAAUCUACAGGAAAUGAAGCGUCGAUUGGGAAUGCUGUACCAAGAAGUAUUUUCCGGGCUGAGGGACGAAGAAGGGAGGCCACUGGAUCCUACGGAGUAUCUGCUACAAUUCGGGCCCAAUGGUAGCGUCUCAGUGGCUUCAAACCAACAAGGGGCAGGGCUGCCACUGACACGAGAGAAAAUCAACAAGAAACAAAAGGACAAGAAGAAGUGAGGAGUCGUACAAGCCAACAAUAUCCUCACAGAAGUUGAGGAGAUUAUAAAAUGCAGGAAAAUUAAAGGGUUUCCUUAAAAGGCAGCACAGACAAAAAUACAAGCGGGAAUACGAUGUGGUGAGUUAACCACAAUUUGGAAUUUGGGAGUUGCUCUCAUGGUGUCAGCCGAAGGUCCUGAGAUUCCAAAAUCAUGAAACCCUCAAACAGAUUCCCCCCGAGAGCGAUGCCCUGGUGGAGAGAUGGUGGAACGAUGUAUUGCUCUGAUCUUCAGUAUAAACAUUUUCUACACUAGAAGAACACUUGAAGAGAUUCAGCUCAUGUUAAGCUGUGAAAUAAAUCCAAGCAACCACUGAGUGGAUAUAUGACUUGGGAAUAAUGUUCUAAAUCUGCCUAAGCAAAAUUCUUAUACAUCAGACAUAAGAAUAUUUAGUUUGAACAAGCCAACAGAUUUGUGGCAGGCUGGAUCCUUGCUGUCAGCUCAAGUAACCCAACUUUCAUACGCACUAUUCUGACUCUAGCAGAGGCAUCUUGAAAAGUCUCUUCAGCACCAAGAGGAUUUGGAUCCAAAACUGGGGGUGUUCACUUGACAGAAGGCAACGGUGGUUGAUGUUCACCAGAUAUACAAUCUUCAACAGAUUUAAACAAUAAAGACGGUAGAGAAAGCCAAAAAAUAUGUGAGUAAUAUAUUAAAUAAAGAUCUUUUCUAAUGUGAAACUAUUGAUUUAUUAUAGUGCAGGGGAUCCUGCAGUGUUUUUAGAAAGUGAUGCCUCCUACUUUUAAAGUUUCAUUGACUUGUGUCUGACAGACUGAAAUUCCCUAACAAAUGUUGUGAACUGACAUUUUUAUAUCAAUAAUGCAUGCAUUUUUUUUAUCUUGUGAACAGCAAAGAGCAGACCCUUUAAACCAGACUACUGAUUUAAACUGUUAAUGUUUAAGGACUGAACGUGCCAAGAAAAACAGUCAUUAACUAAUGCAGUAAAAAUACAAGGCUGAUGUCACCCUCUACUGGCUGUGCACAUAGCUGAAUACAACCUACUUCAAAGGAGAUUCUGACGUUGUUGCAACAAGUUGUGCAUGAACAGAUGCCGGUGCUCACUGUUGUGUAAACUACAAGUAUUUCAAAUCACCGGGAAAAAACACUCCGUAGGAUCCGUUCAGACCCAACUCAACUACUGUAUAUGCCUGUGCAGAGAGGUGAAGCAUUGAAAACUUUUUUUUUUUUUUUUUUCAAACGUACGAAGACAAAGUGUGAACUUUUUAAUCUGCAUAAAUCUGUACCACUGACGGAACAAGCCUUGAAUAUUUGUUUAUAUUUUUAAAUGUCCAAUGUCCUUGCUGGUAUUCAAGGACUUGGCACAUCAUUUUUUGUAAUAUACACGUAUGUAUAAACAAUAAUAAUAAAACAUUUCUUGGAGGUG